CACCACCGCCAGUAGUGUUUGCGGAGCUGGGGGUAACAAUGCAGCGCUGAUUCGGGCCGAUUAGACUCCCAGUGUAGCCCACAGGAGGUGGAAGAGCGCGGGUUUGAAGAUUCGGUGUGCCAGUCGUGCCACAUGCCGCCUGCGCCAGUGAUCUGUGGCUGGUGUUGAGGGGUUUAGGAUCGGAUCCGCCGCCGCAGCUGCAGAGCCCCGCGCAGACGCGUCGCUCCGGACUGGAGAUUGGAUUAAAGGCAUGCUAGAUGGCCCGUAAUCCAUCAGACAGAAGCUGGCCUGAGGGCACGCCAUAGCCCCCAUUAUGGCUUCAUACUGAACAGAAGCAUGGCUUUGGGAAACCGAAUACCACAUAGGAAAAUGUACACAAUCCAUGUCCUCAGCUGGCAUUGCAGCAAGGGAAACUAUGUUCUUGCCACUGUUCAAGGCCUCUUCUGUACCCUGGGAUAGUUCUGGAGUACGCUUACAUAACACCGAGUAAAACUGCAUUAUGAUUGGACUGUAUGAUCUUGAAAAUGAAGUUUCCAUUUUUUUUAAAACCUCAGUGAAGUUGGUGACCUGCAUUUUUUUUUUUUUUUUUUUUAAAGAUAUUAAGUAGGAGAUGAUCUGUUUUGUGUUGACCUGUGCUUACACAAUGCAGGCGAGAUUGCAUUAUGGCUGCUGAAUCCCCCCACAAACUUCAUAUACCUGUUUGGUGUGGUGGAGAGUGACAUUUGUACGAUGCAGCGAAACGGAGGUGUUGCAGGGAACGGCAGCCAGUCAUGGGUGCUUCGGCGGGUACGACUGACCUGGCUCAGUUUCAUGCUCUUCUUCAUCUUGGUUUUCUUCCCACUCAUUGCACAUUACUACCUCACCACAAUUGAUGAGACAAGUGGGCCAGACAGACGCAUCUUCGGCCCGAGACCUGGCGGCGAACUUUGUGAAGCGAAGCAUGUACAGGACUUGUGUCGAAUACGGGAAUCGGUGAGUGAAGAGCUGCUUCAGCUGGAAGCCAAGCGGCAGGAACUCAAUGGCGAGAUUGCCCGUCUCAACCUGCGUAUCGAAGCCUGUAAGCGUAGUAUUGACAGUGCCAAACAGGACUUGCUACAACUCAAAAAUGUCAUCAGCCAGACAGAACACUCUUAUAAGGAACUCAUGGCACAGAACCAGCCCAAAUUAUCUUUGCCAGUCAGAUUGUUACCAGACAAAGACGAUCCAGGACUGCCUCCUCCAAGGUCUGUACAGUCUUGUCGCUUGCAUACUUGUUUUGAUUACGCCAGGUGUCCCCUUACGUCUGGGUUCCCAGUGUAUGUGUAUGACACAGGGUCAUAUCCUUGGGGUGAGAAUAUUGACCCACUGGUCAAACAAGCCUUUGCAUCAUCUGUUAAGAGCAAUGUUUAUGUUACAGAAAAUCCGAGUAUCGCAUGUCUUUAUGUGGUGCUUGUUGGAGAGGUACAUGAUUCCUCACCCCCUCCCUCUCCCUUGGAUCUGGAAAAGCAGCUAAAGGCUUUGCCAUACUGGAGGUCAGAUGGCCAUAAUCACCUGCUGGUCCACCUGUCCAGAAAAUCCUUGACUCAGAAUUUCUUGUACAACGUAAGCACAGGCCGAGCAGCUAUAGCACAGUCUACCUUUUUGGAACGACAGUACAGAGAAGGUUUUGAUCUGGUGCUGUCUCCCCUCGUUCAUGCUCUCUCUGAGCCUAACUUUCUGGAGGUGCCUCCUCAGGUCCCAGUGAAGAGGAAGUAUCUCUUCACCUUCCAGGGUGAAAAAGUGGAGUCUCUGAGGAGCAGUUUGCUGGAAGCACCACCACAGUCCUUUGAGGAAGAAAUGGAGGGAGAUCCACCUGCCGAUUACGAUGAUCGCAUCAUUGGCACCCUUAAAGCUGUGCAAGAUAGUCAUCUAGACCAAGUACUAGUGGAAUUCACCUGCAAGAACAGACCAAAACCCAGCCUGCCAACUGAAUGGGCCUUGUGUGGGGAGCGGGAAGAUCGCUUAGAGGUACUAAAGACAUCUACGUUUGCCUUGGUGAUUUCUCCAGGUGAUGGACAACUUGUGGCAUCUGCUGGAUGUAACAUGCGCCUGUUUGAGGCCCUGGAGGUUGGGGCAAUCCCUGUGGUACUUGGCGACCACUCAAAGUUGCCUUAUCACCAGCUCAUACGUUGGAGUGAAGCAGCUAUCAUGGUACCCAAGCCUCGCAUAACAGAGUUGCACUUUCUUUUGAGAAGCCUCUCUGACAGUGACUUACUGGCCAUGCGACGGCAGGGUCGAUUCCUUUGGGAGACCUAUUUUUCCACUUCGGAGAGUAUGUUCAACACCAUUCUUGCUAGUGUCCGAACUAGCAUUCAGAUACCAGCAGCCCCUAUAAAAGAGGAACCUGCCCAGGAGAUUCCACACAAAGCUGGGAAGAUGGCAGGAACGGAUGCCAAUUUGGCUGACAAUGGUGAUCUGGAUCUUGGUCCAGUAGAAACGGAGCCCCCUUAUGCUUCACCCAGAUUUUUGCGAAAUUUCACAUAUACUGUGUCAGAUGUCUACCGAACCUGGAAUCAUGCUCCCGGACCUUUCCAUCUCUUCCCCCACACUCCUUUGGACCCAGUUCUUCCUUCUGAGGCAAAGUUCCUAGGCUCAGGAACUGGCUUCCGCCCAAUUGGUGGAGGCUCUGGAGGCUCUGGAAAGGAGUUUCAGGCUGCACUUGGAGGUAACGUCCCACGAGAGCAGUUUACGGUGGUCAUGCUGACAUAUGAGCGAGAGGAGGUGCUUAUGAACUCCCUGGAGAGGCUGAAUGGCCUUCCCUAUCUUAACAAGGUGGUAGUAGUCUGGAAUUCCCCCAAACCACCCUCGGAUGAUCUCCUCUGGCCAGACAUCGGGCUGCCCAUUGUGGUGGUGCAGACGGAGAAGAACAGCUUGAACAAUCGUUUCCUUCCCUGGGACGCAGUGGAAACGGAAGCCAUCCUGUCCAUCGAUGACGACGCCCAUCUUCGACAUGACGAAAUCAUGUUUGGCUUCAGGGUGUGGCGUGAGGCCAGGGAUCGUAUCGUGGGUUUUCCAGGGAGGUUUCAUGCCUGGGAUGUAAACCACCAGUCCUGGCUCUACAACUCCAACUACUCCUGUGAACUCUCCAUGGUGCUGACAGGCGCCGCCUUCUUCCACAAGUACUACGCGUACCUGUAUUCAUACGUGAUGCCCCAGGCCAUUCGAGACAUGGUGGACGAAUAUGUUAACUGUGAGGACAUUGCCAUGAACUUCCUGGUGUCACAUAUCACACGCAAACCCCCCAUUAAGGUGACGUCUCGCUGGACCUUCCGCUGUCCCGGCUGCCCACAGGCCCUCUCUCAUGACGACUCGCACUUCCACGAGCGCCACAAAUGCAUCAACUUCUUCGUGAAGGUGUACGGAUACAUGCCGCUGCUCUACACGCAGUUCCGUGUGGACUCUGUGCUGUUUAAGACGCGACUUCCACACGAUAAGACUAAGUGCUUCAAGUUCAUUUAGCCGCCCAGCACAAACGCGGAAAGAGAGCAGACUGGGACUGAAAAUAUAAACCUGGGCAUCUCGUAGCCAGCAGGACAUUUCAUGACGGACUGGAGAAUUUUACCUGACACUUGACCGGCUUCAAGCUGAGGGAGAACUGCUGAACUCUUACUAUUAAAAAAGCCUUUUAUUUUACUUUAGUCGUGUGUGACCCAUCAGCAACCACUACUGGUCUCAUUUGCACCACUUUCUGAAAAAACAAACUGAACGGCGUGGGAGAAGAGGACACUUUAACGGAUCUCAAAUGGAGCAUUUGAGCUUUAGAACUGACAGACUGACUGGACAUACGGUCAAAGGAAAAAAACUCUGGGCAGAUGGUCACCGCUCCUCUUGAGAGAGAUUUCUCAGAGAAUUGUGGGAGAACAGGGGAGCAAAGGCGUUCUUGUGUCGUUGCACUCUUUAUUUUUAGCUCAUUUUGCAUUUAUAUAUAUUAUAUAUAUAUAUUCUCUUGUAUAUGGAAGCACUGAUGGUCACAGAAGUUUUAUUUGUGUGUUUUGUGUGUGAGAGAAAUAGAGAAUGUGAGCUACAUGUCAAGUAGGGCUACACGAUAUGGUCACCACAUUAGCAUCGCGAUUAUAGUCUUGCGUAUUUCGGUUCCGAUACUCUCAGUGAUGUCGUGGACAGAGAACAGCACUGUUCUUGAGUAAAAUUAGGAAUACGCUUGGGAAGAAUUACUUUAGUGCUGUAGGUGUGUAUAGUGAAAGGAGAAGUAUGUCUGUGUUUGUACUUGAUUAAAAAAAAAAAUUCACUUUUAAAAGUACUCAAAUAUCCAAAGUAACAUUUCUGAGAUACUGCAGUUAUUGUGUUAUUGUAUUUCUAUGAUCACACUCUAUUAAGGAGACGUGGUUGCUGACAUGAACCAUCUCCUUAAUAGAUCAUCAUCACAAUAACAUAAUGGCAGUUUUUUAAAGAAAGUGUGUCUGUUCCUUUACUCGGUUGCAAAUGUGAAAACAUGACACUUCUUCCGUUACUCUAGUGAUAUUUUACCAUUUUGGUAUUUUUUUUACUCAAGUACAAAAGUACUGUCCAUUGUCCACCCUGCUAAUUCACGCUGAUGAAUCAAUAACGUGCUUUGUUAAAGACCAGCCUGCAUUCGUUUCACCAAAACACCCACAGAAAUUCGUCUGGAAGUGUGAUUGGUUCACAAGCGCGCACAGUAAUAAAAUGUAUAUUUUAAAUUACAUAAAAAAUACAUUGUCUAGUUUAAAUCACCAAACUUCACUGACUAGAUAGAUCCAAAAUAGCCCUCUCAGCCCAGCCAUCAUCGUUAUUCAGCAGGGCGGGCGAUAAUGACUUUCUGACCGCUUUGUCCGCUCUGUAAUGAUGAUCAUUAGGCUGGGAAAGGCUCCAGCAGCCCGUGUAAAUUGAAGUACUGAGACACUCUGGCCUUAACACUCUGUUCAUAAAGCUUGAGAGGAACACGGUAAAUGUAAACCAUUACUGAAAGGAGCAGUUCAGUCCAUAAGGCUGGCAGCAGUGAAUGAAACCGAAUAGCAUGGAAUACCAUUAACAUCACAGUGACGUCAUGCCGAUUGGAGGUUGCCUGUUUUUUUGUUUAGCGUUAACAGCGUUAGGGGGUGUGGUUAGGCCGAUGAUGGGAUGUUGGGUGGGUGUGCCGGACCCCUGUUUGACCGUUGGAAGUCUUAAUGUGAGCUCUGCUUCAUACCACUGACAUAACCACAGUGUAUCACUGCUGUUGGAACAAAACCUUGUAUCUCCGUUUUGGUCUUUUUCUGACAUCAUUUGAAAAUACGCAUUGCCUUUUAGGUUGUGUCAAAAUUUCAUGAUGAGGGGACCAAAAGACAGGGCACAGAUUUACUUGGGGGGGAAAAAGUCUGGUUCCAUUGACUUCCAUUAAAAGUAAAGUAUGUUUUUCUUUCUUUGUCCUGUGAAGUUUAACACGCUGGACAUACAAGGUUUUGUUCCAACAGCAGCUAUAAACAUGUGGCAGAUGCCGUCAUGUGUGGUGUCAUUAUAGCUUAUGAUGUCCACCAGGCUUAGAUCACAAGCUAAGUGGACUCCAGGCAGCUGUCUUGAGAGGAGCUCAACGCUGUUAUAGCAGUUAAUAUAUGGCUGUGUCAGUAUUUUGUAGCAGAGUUCAUGUUAAGUGCUGUCCUCUUUACAUUCGCUCUGGUGCGUUUUUACUUGUCCGUUCUUUUUGCGAACAUUCUGAGGGCAGCGUUUCGAACGCACGGUCGCGUGCAAAAGUUUUGGCACCCCGGCCAAACGAUUUUCUGAGUGAAAACAAGUGAACACGUCCUCUACAGGGAAGACACGUCUGCAUUUUAAUCUACAGCGAGUGUAUACUAUACAUAAAUAAUAUGUGUUAACUUAUUUUUACUUAGAAAAUUAAGACAUGGAAAAGUGACCAGUGGUUGGUUAGUGUAGUGGGUAACACCUCUGCCUUCUAUGCUGUAGACUGAGGUUCAGUCCCCUGCAUGGACAAGCACCCUACACUACACCAAUAAGUCAUUGGGUCCUUGGGCAAGACUCCUAACACUACCUUUGCCUACCUGUGUAAAAUGAUCAAAUUGUAAGUCGCUCUGGGUAAGAUGCGUCAGCCAGAUGCCGAAAAUGUAAAUGACCAGAGGCAUUUGAACUUUUUUCUCAUAUGACUGGCCUUCAGAGGGUGGGUGAACACAUUUGAUUGACAUGCACAAUUGGCAUCUUUCAUGGGCGCUCGGCACAACAGUUUAACGUCUCUUUAGCCCCGGGUUAAAUAGGCGGUUUUAGAAGCACACUGCGCAGGCUAGAGGAGCGCUUGUUCCUCGCAGUGGUUUGUUGCUCCUUGAAAAAAAGGCCAGAAACAUACUCAACAUAAGUACGCCAACACAAAUACCACCUAGCCUUGUGUUCUUACGCGUCUGCUAGGUUAAAAUACUCCGAACUACAACGGGAUACAAGACAAAUCGGAGCGCUUGUGAACAGAAUCUACUGUUACACUAAUAGAAACAACAGCUAGACAUGUAGAUAGUAGAGAAUCAGUGUGGCGCACCUUCCUGCAGCGCUCCGAAUGCAUGAAACUAGGACACGAUCGUGAAAUUUUAGCUUGCAGUUAAUUGACAUAAAUAAGUGCGAUGAACAGCUUUUUGCCUUUUUUUGAAAGAGCUCAAAUAAACGGACGUUACUCACUGCUGCCCUCUAAAGGUGUUAUUAACAAAUGUCAAAUGGGGUUAGUAAAUAACUCCUUUAAAUAACAGCAAAUAAACACAUUUCACAGGAGAUAUGCGAACAUAUAUAACGCAUAACAUAAAGGUACACGUAAUAUGUGAGAGGCCAAUUCAAAUCAUUCACCCUCGUAAAUUGGCGUAAAGUUUGUUUCAGGCCUAGAAAGUGGGCACUUAGAGUGAGAGUUAACACAUUUGAUUGACAAAAACAACAGCGAUUUAAGAGGAUGUGAAAGUAGAGGUGGGCAGCAUGGCAAAAAUAUCAUAUCACCAUACUUUGACGUUUUCAUGAUGCACAAUUUUCAUGAUGCAUCACAAUAUUGUUUUUCUGAGAUUUAAUAAGCUGAUAGAACCCGUAGCGCUGCACAUAGAAAUAAGUCAAACUACAACUUAACGCCAGUGAUUUUUUUCAAACUGUUUUAUUCCAACAUGAAUAGAAAACCCCCCUACCCCACCCCCACCCCCGCGACCCUGAGGGAGAAGCGGCCUGGAAAAUGAAUGAAUGAAUGAAUGAAUGAAUGAAUAGAAAACUCUUUUUGUAGAGGUCUCUGUGCGGAAUGUGGUACAGCUCCCAGUCAUAACAAUGGAAUCGUUCACAGUGGAGGUGAUAGGAACCCGACGGCCUCCUCUAAAAGCUCCCUCACACAAAGUUAUUACAUGAAAUCGUUAUGAAUGCAAUGCCUGAAACACUGUUGAAAACCAAAACUAGCUUUCCAUGUUGGUUGGAGCGAAGAGGCGUCCUCAGUGCUGAAACAUGACCACCCUGAGAAGACCAGACCAACGAGGUCCAUCCACAGCAACGUGAAGUGAGCUUGAGAGAGUUUGAAAAGGAGUUGCCUGAACGCUGCCUUAGCGUGUGGGCGGAGCUAUCUCAUUAACAUAUUAACAUAAAUGCUAAUGUUCAGGGUGUGUGGAGUUUGUUCAUAAGCGAGUCUGAGGUUGAGAUUUUUCCUAAAGCAGCAUGAUGGGAGAGUCUCAACACUUUUGAAGGUCCUCAGAAUUUUUUUUUUGUUUUGUUUUUUUUUUAACAGAAAGUUGAACCUGUAAAAAUGAAACUGUGGUUCUUUAAGGGUCCUUCAUCUGUCGUCCGAUGUAUUUUUAUGCUUUGGUCAGAUGUUACGUGGUGUGAGAGCCUCUGUUGUCCAGUUAGCACAACUUAUACUGAACAUUAGACUGCAGAUUGUAACUCAUUGGAAGCAUUUAGGCACAACCUCUAACCUGCUGUCUUUAAAAUAAAAUAAAAAAGGUACUUUUUUUUUCUUUUUUUUUAAUUUCGCCCUUGAUUGAACUGAGAAAAAUGCCUCCCUGUAACGUUAAACAUUUUUUUUUGCCUAACAGCCCUAAAACAUUGGAGGUCCAAAAGUGCAAAGUUUCUUCAUUGUAAGUCCAUUAGUCCUUUUUUUAAAUUAUAUAUGCUUUCUCUGUUUCAGAUUGGAUGGACUAUAAGAUUAACGAUCAUGUUUGCCUUUUUAUGGAGACUUUUUUACCUGCCCACCGUUGACUCAGACUGUGUAUGUAUAAAUUUGUUGAGUUCGAGUUUAACUGUUAUGUUAUUAUUAUAAUUAUUCUUAUUUUUUUCCUCACCGCUGUUCAUUAUUGCCACUAGUGCAUGGAGUUUAGGUGCGAGGCACUGAAGCAGAAGCACAGAAACCUCUAACUGACAGACUGUACCAUUAGUGUGACCCUCUUUAACACUAAUAAAGCAGCCCGUGCCAUGGUCUCCGUAA
Messenger RNA from Pygocentrus nattereri (red-bellied piranha), 8410 nucleotides. RefSeq names its product exostosin-like glycosyltransferase 3 (gene extl3). The coding region runs from base 730 to 3477 and encodes 915 amino acids. The transcript is spliced from 6 exons. NCBI's taxonomy places the organism in Eukaryota, Metazoa, Chordata, Actinopteri, Characiformes, Serrasalmidae. The record is from RefSeq and is a predicted model, not a curated record. Gene Ontology annotation, molecular function: glycosyltransferase activity. Gene Ontology annotation, cellular component: membrane.